AUUCCCCUUUCAAGUGGCCAUGUCACAUUUUAAUUCCAUGUACCACUGGUGUGUAAGAGGUUUUGGAUUACAUGUGGACUCGCGGAACUUAAUCUGGUGCAAUCAAUUAAUUAUCCCAUGAGUAAUAUAAGCUAGACAAAUGUCUCAUGGUCAUUGGCAUUUAAAACAUAACAAUUAAGACAGUAGACUCGAAGGCUAAAGUCAUGGCCUGUAAUGAUCUAACAAAUCAAUUUACAGGAAACAACCUUGAUAAGAUAGAUGACCAUAACAGUAACGUCAAUGAAGAAGAUAUAUCAAAUUUUUUUUCUGGCACACAUGAAGUACAAGAAUGUCUUGAAGGUCAAUCUGAGUUAGAUCUACACAAACACCUGGCAAACUGUGAAAAAAAUCCUGGGCACAAAAAUUUUAUACCCGUAAAUCAGUUAAAUCUUGAACAUUUUCCUCCUGGUUACCAUGAUAACGACGUUUUUAACCUCACAAAAGCCCUGGCUGAUUUAACUGUCAGGGUAGCCGUUAAGUUCACCAGUCCAGACAGACCAGAGUUUUUACCAGGCACCAAAUAUCCAUAUCCUUGCUACAACACCAGGGCACAGAACUUACUGCAUACAGGCACUGCGAUGAUAUGGCAGGUGACAAAGUACACAGAGGGAGAUCCCAACAUUUCAAGAACCUACAGAACUUGUCCAUGUCCUGAAUGUGACCAUUCGCACACACCCAGCAAAGUUUGGUGGCGAAUUGGUGUGGUGACAGUCAGACAUGUGAUUUUUGAUGCGAGUGAGGCGAGACAGUCCAGCUGUAGGUUGUGGUUCGAUGAUGAUAUAAGUCCAGUGGUCAAGAUUUAUGGGUGGCUGGCGGGUUAUUCAGACGCUGAGCAAGACUGGUGUCAAUUGGAUUGUGUGACACACGACUUAGAUGUAGCCGUUAAACUAGAGGAUAUGGUUGGGAAGUUUAAGGGUUUAUGGGAUAAAUUAAGUCACAAAUACAAGAGUCGUAGAGAUGUGGAUAAGCUGGCGAUUAUAGUGUCACAUCCUCAUGGCUGUUCUAAGCAGGUCUCUGUAGGUCUCUGGGUACAUAGGCAGGUGGUGGGAUUGGAUAGCCGGACCAGGUACACGUACACAACGUGCACCUGUCCCGGUAGCAGUGGGGCUGUGGUGUACAAACUGGGGUUCGAGUGGGGGUCUUACCAUUCCCACAGUGGAGCUAACCCUAACUCUGGUGGAUUAAAUUAUAGUUCGUUGUUUGUGGACUAAUAAUUGUUAUAAACUUGUGGUGUAUAGAAUGUAAACUGAUGUUCCGUAAGUUGGUUGUCUGCUUUAUAAAAGAAAGUAUGUUAUUGUAAAGCGUUAAUGUACCAUUUACAUUUCAAUUAUUGGCCUAAAUUAACUUUGAAUGACAUUGUUCAUUUCUUCACAUUCUAAUGUUGGAAGCAAAUCUUAUUGUGUCAUAUCUUUGACAAUUGAUUUUGAUUUCUAAUUUUUAUCCAAAAAUUAAUGAUGCCAUUAGUGUUGUGUGCUUUCGUUGUUUAAACAUUUUAUUAACAUUAGUUCAUUAUACUUUUCUGUUUGUUUCAUAUAACCUUAUUCUCUUAGACCGUGAUAGUUUCUUAUUACUUAUGUGUUCUCUAUAGCUUUCUUGUUACAAUCAAACCUAAAGACUUGUUUCUUUAUUUGAAUAUUCUUUUAUUCUUCGUCUUAAAUAAAAUUUAGUUUAUACAUUUAAUACAUCCAACAUAUUAUAUUCAACAACAAAUCGGUAUCUUUGAGUUUUCCAUAUUUUGAUGAAGAUGCUAAUUUCACAGCUAUAGUUUCUUCCACGUAUCUCUUCGUUCGGGGGGGGGGGGGCUCGGUCCUUUCGAUGAAAGUCUACCACCCCUUCGAAGGAAAUAGAAUUUAUAUAGAAAAUAUACACUUUUAACAGCGUUUACACCUCACCCUUCAUUGAAAUUUUUAAAUGCCCACCCCGGAGAAAAAAAGUCUGGGAAAAACACUGUUCACAGCCUCGGAAAAUAUGUGAGGAACAUAGAAAUAGGUUGAGACAGAGAGUGAAGUGUGCACAUGGGAUUGUAUAUGUUGGAAUUCUAUUUUAAAUUGUAUCUUUUUCCGAUGUGAGUAAAAGAAAUAAAGAAUAAACUUGGUUAAAUCUAACGUGAAUAUAUAUUUGAAUUGGCUUUAUUUUUUGUUUCUGUUUCCUACUCUGAACUUAGGAUUUAGGAUGUCUCGCAGUCAAAUCUGGAUACAAAGUUCAGUGUUUUGACGUAAGAAACGUACGAUGAAGUAGACCUCAUAUUUAGUUACCGCUGACUGGGCGACAGCAAGUUUGACAAAAAUUAAAGGAGCUUUCUGAUUGCCUCACACUUGAACUUCGUCAUCUCAUUCACAAUAUAUACGAACAAAAAUGCUGGGUCUAGAACGUAGUUUUCUAUUCCACAUCA
This is a messenger RNA of Physella acuta, 2431 nucleotides long. RefSeq lists its product as uncharacterized. The record is from RefSeq and is a predicted model, not a curated record. NCBI's taxonomy places the organism in Eukaryota, Metazoa, Mollusca, Gastropoda, Physidae.